AAACAAUCAUUCUAAAUACUUAUAUUCAACGUCAUUGCAUACAAGCUGCUCCUCCGUCUUUCCCUCGCUAAUCUGAACAUGACCACCACAAUUCUAAUAACGGGCGCGAACCGUGGCCUCGGCCGCGCUGCAGUCGAGAAAUACCUUCCUCGCGACAACGUGACCGUCGUUGCCGCGGUUCGAGAUCCUUCUCUUGAAACCUCCAAAAGCCUCGCUACCAUUUCCAAGGGCUCCGGCAGCAAGCUCAUUGUCAUCCAGCUCGACAGCGCCGAGUUCAACCCUUCCAAGCUCAAAGAUUCACUCUCCAACAAUGGCAUUCAAAGCCUGGAUACCGUCCUCGCAAGCGCUGCAAUAGCCCAGGCAGGAGGUCCCAUCGCUCAAGUUCAGCUCGGCGAACUCCAGCGCCACGUUGAAACCAACGCCUACGGAGUCCUUGCCCUCUUCCAAGCCACAGUCGAGUUGCUAGAGAAGUCGACCAACCCCAAGUUUGUGGCCUUUGGAAGCCCUCUCGGCAGCAUCGGUGGUAUGGAGCGCCGCUCUGUGUAUCCUAUGACGGUCUACGGUGGAUCCAAGGCUUUGGUCCACUACUUUGUCCGCCGCAUUCACUUCGAGCACCCCAAUAUCACCGCCUUUGUCAUCGACCCUGGCUUUGUCCAGACUGACAUGGGCAACAAUGGCGCCAAAGCGGCUGGAAUGGAGAAGGCCUUUGACGAAGUGGAGCCGACCAUCGUGGAGACCGUAAAACUGAUCGACCAGUCCACCAAAGACGUACACUCUGGUCGCUUCAUCCCGACAGGCAAGUCAUCAAUCGUUGAGCUGGAGGGCAAGGACUUUCCCUGGUAAACCAGGUUGAAUUACUCAUGCUGCGGUGACACUGUUUGGAUUUUGUCGAAGCGAGGAAAGUGGGAAGGAGGUAGAUGGCGAUCGUGAAAGGGCGUUGGAAUUGGACCAAGCCGCGCUUCAGUGAUUAUAUAAACGAACAGACAGAAAAGCGUAAUUGAACGAG
Paraphaeosphaeria sporulosa is the source of this 1006-nucleotide messenger RNA. RefSeq names its product NAD(P)-binding protein. The transcript has a single exon. Lineage: Eukaryota; Fungi; Ascomycota; Dothideomycetes; Pleosporales; Didymosphaeriaceae. The record is from RefSeq and is a predicted model, not a curated record. Bases 79 to 843 code for a protein of 254 amino acids.